Oikopleura dioica is the source of this 951-nucleotide messenger RNA. Lineage: Eukaryota; Metazoa; Chordata; Appendicularia; Copelata; Oikopleuridae. The record is from the annotation of a GenBank genome assembly.
AUGAUGACCCAUAGAAUUGUUGUCAGAUCAAAUAAGAGGACGUUUCAGUCAGAUGCAGCCGAGGAUAAUUUACCAGCGAAAAGACGGAGCCCGAUAACCAAAAUCGACCCAGCGAUGACCACAAAAACCGACCAUGCAAAUGGAGACUACAAAGCGCACGAAAACUACCACACAGAUGAAGUAAGAACACUCUUCGUAUCUGGCCUACCUACAGACGUAAAACAAAGAGAGCUACACCUACUUUUCAGGCCGUAUAAAGGCUUCGAAAGUGCCGUCCUGAAGUUUCCCCAAAAGCCCGGAAAAGUUUAUCCAAUCGCCCCCGUCGCAUUCGUCACCUUCAAAUCAAAAGCGGAAGCCCAAGUUCCGAAAGAAGAGCUUCAAGGGGAGAAAUUUGACAACGACUACCCCACGACGCUGAGGCUGGAAUUCGCGAAAUCAAAUACGAAGAAUAGAAUGAAAUCGCUCAAAGAACUUGACACUUCAGCCCUGCCGCUGAUGAUGACCACAGGAACAGGCAUCCUCGAUCCGUUGAUAUUGCCGGCCGACGUUGGCACCAGUGUCCACGGCACAGGACUUAACUCCGCAGGAAUGCCGCGCGGCGUAAAACGAGGCCGCCUCGAUAAUUUUAGAGCACAUCCAUUUACCAGACCGGUAGAGCAAAAGCACACACAAUCACAAAAUGACGAGCAAAAUCUCAUACGAUCUUUACAGUUUCCAGCCGCGGCCAACAUCGUCCAAGUUCCGCAAAUGCCAAUGGCGAAUUUGAUGGUGCCCCAAGUCACCAUGGCGAAUGCAAUGGCAUUUCAGAACAAAAACGGGCUCAUUCAAAUGGCUCCUAGUAGUCAAAUGUCGUACCACGGUUUCUCGAAAGCGAGGGUUACAUCACCCAACGGAGCGGUUGAGUUCACAGACGCCAACGGAACCAAAUACUUUGCACAAAACGACCAAUGA